UGCUUCCUCUUAGGGAGUAGGUAAUCAGACUAGUCGCCAAGAAGGCUGUCUGUAAUAAAGGCAGGGGAGACCUGGGGUGCAGAGUUCAGGAGCCAAUAACAAAGGAAUUUCAAGAAGAAUGGGCUGAUGGAGAGUUGGACACUGCAGAGGUGGAGGACCUUGAAGGAUAAGGAAAAGAGGAGGUGGCCAAGUUGGAGAAGCACUUGAUGCUUCUCCGACAGGAGUACGUGAAGCUGCAGAAGACGUUGGCAGAGACAGAGAAGAGAUGCACUCUUUUGGCUGCGCAAGCAAAGAAGGAAAGCAGCGACGAGUCCUUCAUCAGCCGCCUGCUGACGAUCGUGGCUGACCUCUAUGAGCAGGAGCAGUAUAGUGAUCUGAAGGUAAAGGUUGGGGGCAAGCACAUCAAUGCUCACAAGUUUGUGCUGGCGGCCCGCAGUGACAGCUGGAGUCUGGCUACGUUAUCGUCCACCGAGGAGCUGGACCUAUCAGAUGCUAACCCUGAGGUGACAAGGACGAUGCUCCGUUGGAUCUACACGGAUGAGCUGGAGUUCAGAGAAGAUGACGUGUUCCUGACUGAGCUGAUGAAGCUGGCGAAUCGGUUUCAGCUACAGCUCCUCAGGGAGAGAUGUGAGAAGAGUGUUAUGUCUCUGGUGAACGUCAGGAAUUGUAUUCGCUUCUAUCAGACUGCGGAGGAGCUGAGUGCCAGCACGCUGAUGAACUAUUGUGCAGAAAUUAUUGCCAGUCAUUGGGACGACCUGCGGAAGGAAGACUUCAGUAGCAUGAGUGCCCAGCUGUUGUACAAAAUGAUCAAAUCCAAGACCGAGUACCCGUUACACAAGGCGAUCAAAGUAGAGCGAGAGGAUGUGGUCUUCCUCUAUCUCAUUGAGAUGGACUCACAGCUCCCUGGGAAGCUGAAUGAAGUGGAUCAUAACGGAGACCUAGCCUUAGAUCUAGCCCUGUCACGACGACUGGAGAGUAUUGCCACCACGCUGGUUAGCCACAAGGCUGACGUGGACAUGGUCGACAAGAAUGGCUGGAGCUUGUUACACAAAGGAAUCCAAAGAGGAGAUCUCUUUGCUGCCACAUUCCUCAUUAAGAACGGCGCCCUUGUCAAUGCUGCUACGUUGGGUGCCCAGGACACACCGUUGCACCUUGUGGCUUUGUACAGUGCGAAGAAACACUCGGCAGAUGUGAUGUCUGAGAUGGCCCAGAUCGCAGAGGCCCUUCUGCAGGCUGGUGCCAACCCCAACAUGCAGGACAGCAAGGGCAGGACUCCCUUGCACACGUGCAUCGUGGCCAGGAAUGAACGUGUGUUCAGCCAGUUGCUGCAGUGCAAACGGCUGGAUCUGGAACUGAAAGACCACGAGGGCAGCACAGCUCUGUGGCUCGCAGUGCAGUACGUCACCGUGUCUCCCGACCACUCGGUGAACCCCUUCGAAGACCUCCCGGUGGUGAAUGGGACCUCAUUUGAUGAGAACAGCUUUGCAGCCAGACUCAUCCAGAGGGGCAGCAACACGGACGCACCGGACACUGUCACAGGGAAUUGCUUACUGCAGCGGGCGGCUGAAGCAGGGAAUGAGGCAGCGGCUCUUUUCCUGGCAACCAGUGGUGCCCAGGUCAAUCACAGGAACAAGUGGGGAGAGACACCGUUGCACACAGCCUGUCGGUAUGGCCUGGCCAACCUUACCGCAGAGCUCCUGCAGCAAGGUGCCAACCCGAACCUGCAGACAGACGAAGCUCCGCCUUUGCCGAAGGAGGCCGCGUCUGUGACCAGCUCCGUGGACAGUGUCUAUCUGCAGACACCGCUGCACAUGGCCAUUGCCUAUAAUCAUCCGGAUGUGGUGUCUGUCAUCCUGGAGCAGAAAGCUAAUGCUCUUCAUGCCACCAACAACUUGCAAAUCAUUCCGGACUUCAGCCUCAAGGAUUCCCGAGACCAGACGGUGCUGGGCCUGGCAUUAUGGACUGGCAUGCACACGAUCGCAGCCCAGCUGCUGGGCUCCGGGGCCUGCAUCAACGACGCCAUGUCGGACGGGCAGACCUUGCUGCACAUGGCCAUGCAGCGGCAGGACAGCAAGAGCGCGCUCUUCCUCCUGGAGCACCAGGCAGACAUAAACGUCCGGACUCAGGACGGGGAGACAGCCCUUCAGCUGGCCAUCAGAAACCAGCUUCCACUCGUAGUGGAUGCCAUAUGCACCCGGGGAGCGGAUAUGUCCGUGCCGGAUGAGAAGGGGAACCCCCCACUGUGGCUCGCCUUGGCAAACAGUCUGGAGGACAUCGCCUCUACCCUGGUCAGACAUGGUUGUGAUGCCACGUGCUGGGGCCCGGGGCCCAGUGGGUGCCUGCAGACACUCCUGCACAGGGCCAUUGAUGAGAACAAUGAAUCGACCGCCUGCUUCCUCAUUCGCAGUGGCUGCGACGUGAACAGUCCCAGGCAGCCCGGCCCUAAUGGAGAAGGGGAGGAGGAGGCCAGAGAUGGGCAGACCCCCUUGCAUUUGGCAGCCUCCUGGGGGCUGGAAGAGACGGUCCAGUGUCUUCUGGAAUUCGGUGCCAAUGUAAACACACAGGAUGCAGAAGGAAGAGCACCUGUCCACGUGGCCAUCAGCAACCAGCACAGCGUCAUCAUUCAGUUGCUGAUCUCCCACCCCGAUAUCCACUUGAGCGUCCGCGACAGACAGGGGCUGACCCCUUUUGCCUGCGCCAUGACUUACAAGAAUAACCGGGCAGCUGAGGCCAUCCUCAAGCGAGAGUCUGGGGCUGCCGAGCAGGUGGAUAAUAAGGGCCGGAAUUUUCUGCACGUGGCAGUUCAGAACUCUGAUAUUGAGAGCGUCCUGUUCCUGAUCAGCGUCCAGGCUAAUGUGAAUUCCAGAGUCCAGGAUGCCUCCAAGCUGACCCCUUUGCACCUCGCCGUCCAAGCAGGCUCGGAGAUUAUUGUCCGCAACUUGCUUCUUGCAGGAGCCAAAGUGAAUGAGUUAACGAAGCAUCGCCAGACUGCCCUCCAUCUUGCUGCCCAGCAGGACCUGCCCACCAUCUGCUCCGUCCUCCUGGAGAACGCAGUGGACUUCGCUGCUCUGGAUGAGAAUGGAAAUAAUGCUCUUCAUCUUGCUGUCAUGCACGGGCGGCUCAACAACAUCCGGGUCCUCCUGACCGAGUGCACUGUGGACGCUGAAGCCUUUAAUCUACGGUGAGUAUGUGUGGUCUGGAGCAGAGGCCUGGGCUCCACGUCUCCUGGCCUGCCCCUCACAGCUGCGGUCACUGUGCCUUGCAGGGGUCCCCGGUCCACGCUGUAGAACUAA
Molecule: messenger RNA, 3293 nt
Organism: Leptonychotes weddellii (Weddell seal)
Lineage: Eukaryota; Metazoa; Chordata; Mammalia; Carnivora; Phocidae
Source: RefSeq, a predicted model, not a curated record